Hyposmocoma kahamanoa is the source of this 2036-nucleotide messenger RNA. RefSeq names its product tyrosine--tRNA ligase, cytoplasmic (gene TyrRS). The coding region runs from base 334 to 1911 and encodes 525 amino acids. NCBI's taxonomy places the organism in Eukaryota, Metazoa, Arthropoda, Insecta, Lepidoptera, Cosmopterigidae. The record is from RefSeq and is a predicted model, not a curated record. The transcript has 2 exons. Gene Ontology annotation, biological process: tyrosyl-tRNA aminoacylation. Gene Ontology annotation, molecular function: tyrosine-tRNA ligase activity; tRNA binding; ATP binding.
AAGUACAAUAUUUUUCUGAUUUUCUUGGCGUAAAAUCUAAAUUAAUAAACUUUUCAAGAAAAAUUAAGUUUCUGUGGAUCGAUUCCAAGAUGUAUAUUUCAUUACAAUUUUUAUUAAGCCACCGUGUUUGAAAUGGUGACGUUUAAUGCUGUGUGAGGUUAUGUUUGAUUUCGUUCAGUUUCGUAAGCUACCUAAGAUUACUUACGUGUUACUUAUUUUUUCCAAUUUUCAAGUGGCCUGAGAUAUUCGGAAAUUACAUUUACUGUAUUGUGUGAUAGUUGACUUUUUGCGCGUAUAAUUUAUCUAAGCUACACGUGUCUUGUAACCGAAAUUAUGGCGAACUUAGAAGAAAAGAAGCACCUUAUCACCCGCAACUUACAAGAAGUUUUAGGUGAAGACAGAUUAACAGAAAUCUUAAAACAAAGAGACCUUAAAAUUUACUGGGGUACUGCGACCACCGGACGCCCUCAUGUAGCAUAUUUUGUGCCUAUGUCCAAAAUUGCCGACUUUUUAAAAGCUGGAUGUGAAGUAACAAUAUUGUUUGCGGACUUACAUGCCUAUUUAGACAAUAUGAAAGCUCCUUGGGACCUUCUUGCUCUGCGCACCCAGUACUAUGAAGUUGCUAUCAAAGCAAUGCUUACUUCGAUUGGAGUACCAUUAGAUAAGUUAAAAUUUGUUAGAGGGACUGAGUAUCAGCUCAGCAAAGAGUACACUCUAGAUGUGUACAGAAUGUCCUCUGUGAUUACUGAACAUGAUGCAAAGAAAGCAGGUGCUGAAGUUGUGAAACAGGUGGAACACCCUUUGCUCAGUGGUUUACUGUACCCUGGACUUCAGGCUUUGGAUGAGGAAUACCUCAAAGUUGAUGCUCAGUUUGGUGGUGUAGAUCAGAGAAAAAUAUUCACUUUAGCCGAGAAGUAUUUGCCUUCACUUGGUUAUGCUAAAAGAGUACAUCUUAUGAAUCCAAUGGUGCCUGGUCUUACUGGAACAAAAAUGUCUUCUUCUGAAGAAGAUAGCAAGAUUGAUCUAUUGGACAAUCCAGCAAGUGUUAAGAAGAAGCUUAAAAAAGCUUUCUGUGAACCUGGCAAUGUCACGGACAAUGGAAUCCUAUCUUUCAUUAAGCAUGUUCUUUUCCCACUUAUGAAACCUGAAGUUACAUUUCAGAUUUUAAGAGCACUGGAAAAUGGUGGUAAUGUAGAAUACAGCAACUUUGAAGAUCUUGAAGCUGCUUUUGCAAAGCAAGAAAUACAUCCAGGAGAUUUGAAAGCCUCUGUUGAACAAGAAAUAAAUAGGCUUUUGGCACCAAUUCAAAAUACUUUCAAAGACCCUAAAUUACAGGAAUUGACAAAGAAAGCUUACCCACCACCUACAAAGGUUAAAGGCAAUUCUAAUUCUAAUGCAGUAGAUGAGGUUACACCAUCAAAAUUAGACAUCAGAGUUGGAAAAAUUGUGGAAGUCUCCAAGCAUCCUGAUGCUGAUGCUUUGUACGUAGAAAAAAUUGAUUUGGGUGAUGACGAACAUAGAACUAUUGUUUCUGGAUUAGUUAAUUUUGUUCCUAUUGACAAAAUGCAGAAUAGAGAUGUCGUAGUUUUAUGUAAUUUAAAGCCUGCUAAAAUGCGUGGUGUAGAAUCUAAGGGAAUGGUGUUGUGUGCUUCGGUUGAUGAACCUAAACAGGUUGAGCCUUUAUUGCCUCCAGAGGGAAGUAAACCUGGAGAUAGGAUUAUUGUAGAAGGAUAUGAAUCUGGACAACCAGAUGAUAUUCUAAACCCGAAGAAAAAAGUCUGGGAAAAACUUCAAGUUGACCUAAAAACAAAUGAUAGUCUUACAGUUGUGUGGCAAGGAAAUAAAUUGAUAAGCAAAGUUAAUGGCAACCCUGUGACUACUAAGUCGAUGAAAAAUGCUCCAAUUAAAUAAUUUUCCAAAAUUCAAUAAAUAUAAUUAUUAGGUUUUGUUUAUUAAACAAAAGGUAUAUAUACCUUUAAGGUAUAUUUACCUUACAGAUUGAUAAAAACUUUAUUUACUGAUAUAACAUAAAUACC